AUGAGUUCAAGCCAACAGAGAGAUUGCUGCGCAACAUCUGUUGCUGCUCCACAAACGACGAAUGGUGGAGAUGGCAGCACAAACAUAUUGUCCACCCAAUUGGCGACAUAUCGUGUUUUUGUGGUCACCUGGAAUGUUGGUUCUCGUUUUCCAGACAACAUAUCAUUACGCAAUUUGCUGGGCAUCAGCAACUUGGUGGAGGAUCAUCAUUUACCCGACAUCUAUGCAAUCGGUUUGCAGGAGGUCAAUGUGCAACCACAACAACAAGUAUUGGGCUUGUUCAAAGAAGACCCCUGGACAGACAAGGUCAAGAGUUUGUUAAAGGAUUUCAAUUAUGUCCUCAUUAAGACGGAACAAAUGCAAGGGCUGCUGGUAAGUUUGUUCGUGCGGCGACAGCAUGUACCACAUCUACGUGAUAUUGAGCCGGAAUUUACACGAACUGGGUUUGGUGGCAUUUGGGGUAAUAAAGGUGCCGUUUCGGUACGCUUCAAUCUGUAUGGCUGUGCUCUAUGUUUUGUGGUAUGCCAUUUGGCAGCUCAUGACCACCACUUGGACGAACGCAUUGAGGAUUUCAAACAAAUCAUGGAUAAUCAUCACUAUCACGUUCCACGCUAUAGGGAAAUCUAUGAUCAUGAUUAUGUUUUCCUAUUCGGCGAUUUAAAUUUCCGUCUAAUGGGUGAUGAUUCAGCCCAAGAGAUCCGUGAUAGAAUAAUUAAGGAUGACGCUGUAGAGGAGCUAAUGAGUCGUGAUCAGCUUUCGUAUGUACGACAGCAAACACAAGAGGCAUUUCAAUUGUUGCAAGAACGUAAACCUGCUUUUCCACCCACUUUCAAGUUUCAUGAAGGCACCUCGGAAUACAAUCUAAAGAGAAGACCGGCUUGGACAGAUCGCAUAUUGUAUUCGGUACAACCGAAUAACAAGCAACCGAAUAGUAAUUUGGAAAUUGAACAAUGUGCCUACAAAUCCAUACCGGGAUAUUGUAUCAGUGACCAUAAACCGGUGACUAGUGAAUUUACCAUUAAACUAUAUCCCAAUUAUCGUGCCCCAUGUGUAGAAUUCAAAGAUAUUACGGUGUGGAAAAUCGAUGAAGAAAACACCGUGGAAUAUAAGAAACCAUUGGACUUGCAGGAACGUGAUUUUGAUUGGAUUGGCAUAUAUCCCGUCAACUAUGCCAGUCUUAAGGAAUAUGUUUCAUAUGAAUACGUCAAUAAGACAGAUUCACCACCAUCCACUCCGGAUACAAAUGAUCCAUUUUGGGAUAACAAUACCGGUGGGAGGAGGCAUCGUAGACAUGGCCGCAGACAUCAUGAUCAACAUCGUGAGAGAGUGAGGCGACAACAACAAGCCAAUGAGGAAUUGGUACGUCUUGAAUUUGAUGAUGAUGCUGAUCUGAAGGAUGGCGAAGAAUAUGUACUCAUCUAUUUCCAUAAUACCGGUUUGCGUGGUGUAUCGAGUGUGGCAGGCAUUAGUAAUGUUUUCAAGGCUGAAAAACGACCCUCAACACCAAGAUUUUCCAAUGUUGACUAACAAAGGUUUUCAUUUGGCUAUGCUAGUGAUAUUUUAUUG
Musca vetustissima is the source of this 1566-nucleotide messenger RNA. Its product is annotated as phosphatidylinositol 4,5-bisphosphate 5-phosphatase A. Gene Ontology annotation, biological process: phosphatidylinositol dephosphorylation. The transcript has a single exon. Gene Ontology annotation, molecular function: phosphatidylinositol-4,5-bisphosphate 5-phosphatase activity. The record is from RefSeq and is a predicted model, not a curated record. Lineage: Eukaryota; Metazoa; Arthropoda; Insecta; Diptera; Muscidae. The coding region runs from base 1 to 1527 and encodes 508 amino acids. Gene Ontology annotation, cellular component: cytoplasm; plasma membrane; ruffle.